This is a messenger RNA of Theobroma umbraticum, 927 nucleotides long. RefSeq lists its product as uncharacterized. Lineage: Eukaryota; Viridiplantae; Streptophyta; Magnoliopsida; Malvales; Malvaceae. The record is from RefSeq and is a predicted model, not a curated record.
UCUUACAUAGUUUUUACAGAAAAAUUCUCUAACAUUCAAAUAACAGCACAUAUUAUAAUACUAAUAUUUUAUAAAAAUAUUGCCCAUUUGAUUCCAAUAUUUUAUUCAGCAUUCAGACUUGUUUAUGCGCCACCAUCACACUAUUUAUCCUCUGUAAAGGCCAAAACUAACCCCCUCCUUCCUCCCCUGCCCCUGGCAAAAACAGAACCAAAGCAUCACUUUUUUUUUCACCCAUUUCAGCUACAAUUUUGGGUUUGAGAUUUUGGUCUUGUUCUGACAAAAACAUGGCUUCAAUAUUGAGCUCGCAAGGAGUGGUAUUAGCCACAGCUAUGGCAGUCUCUGGCACUGUAAUUCUCCUUGCUUUUCGUCUGCAGAAAUCUUUACCUCUUGAUCAAAUCUCCCAGCCUUCUCAACAAGUCCUCCGCUCUUGCAUAACUUCUGAAGGGAAGAAGAGGGAGAAGAAAAAGAAGAAGAAAGUGCACUUUGCGGAAGAUGUGAUGGAUCCGAGAGGAGAUGGGGAAGAGUUCAGGAGACAGCUGAUGAAGAAUCCUGUUAGAAUAGGUAGCAACAAUAAUUCUCCGGCCGCUUUAAACUCAUCACCAAAGUUCAAGAAAAUUGGUGGUGGUAAAGAUAGAGGAAUGCCCGCUAACAGAGUUGCUCUUUACAAUGGAAUUCUAAGGGAUCGUGUUGUUCAACGACUGGCUUAUUCUUACUGAGAAAAAGGAUAACAGAUUUUCAUUUUUAUUUUUAUUUUUGUACAAUCAAAUUUGUGCUUUUUUUUCGCUACAGUCUGUGUAGUUUGUAAUUAUGUAAAUACUAUGUAAUUAUGUAAUUUUUUCUUAAUAUUUUGGUUUUAUUAUUUCUACAUGAGAAUCUUCUUGUUUGAUUUUUAUCUCAAUAAAAAUAAACAGUGUUACGUUUGAUCUU